Messenger RNA from Oenanthe melanoleuca, 1817 nucleotides. Its product is annotated as microtubule nucleation factor SSNA1-like. The transcript is spliced from 2 exons. NCBI's taxonomy places the organism in Eukaryota, Metazoa, Chordata, Aves, Passeriformes, Muscicapidae. The record is from RefSeq and is a predicted model, not a curated record. Gene Ontology annotation, cellular component: ciliary basal body; centrosome. The coding region runs from base 248 to 592 and encodes 114 amino acids.
GAAAACAUCGCGUUUUUCCGGAGAGACGUUUCCGCGCGGCCGUCAGGGCGGCGCCGCGUUCGGAAACGCUCGGGUGUUUCCGUGACCCCUCACGGGCCGGCGCGGCCGUUGGCGGGCGAACGGGGCCGGUUAGCUGAGGGCAGCGCGGCCUUGGUGGCAGAGCCUCUCCCUCGGUGGGGAGGAGGAAUCGCGAUCCUGCCAGGCAGAAGGCCGUUGCUGAAAGGGGACUUCAGGGAGUGAGUGCAGGAUGACUCAGCAGGGAGCUGUUCUUCAGGGUUACAAUAAUGAACUAGUGAAAUGCAUUGAAGAUUUAUGUAUGCAAAAAGAAGAACUGAACAAACAAAUCCAGCAAGCAGAAGAGGAAAAGAGUAAACUCCAGCAUGAAAUCCAAGUCCUCAGUGAACAGCUGGAGUGUGUAUGUGAAAACCUGGCCCAUAAAGUGGCUUCACGGAAUGAGCUUGAUAAAAUACUUGCUGAAACUGAAGCUGCUUACAUGAAGAUUUUGGAUAGCUCUAGAACUUUACUUAAUGUCCUGAAGAAGGAAGUGGGAAGCUUAAAGCAUUCACCAGAUCUGAAAACGAAUAUAACGUGAAACAAUCAAAUGUUUGGACUCUGCAGUACUAAAAUUCCACUAGGUGAGAAACAUGGUCAGCCAUGGAAUGUUACAGUAUAAGUACAGAUACAGUAUAAGCAGAGAGGGAUUUUCUUCCAGUCUUUCUGUAUGCUUUAUUAUUUUCAAAUGCACUAGAAAAUGGAUUAAAUAAAGUUGCCGUUUUGCUUUAAAAAACCUACUUAAUUGAACACUACAAAAAUUAGCAGAUAGGUCGUUGAGGCAGAUUGGAGACUGUCAGUUUCAAAAGCUUAGAAAAAAGACAUGUUUUAUUGGUUGUCUUCAGAUGCCUCCCAGUAAAUUUUUCUUUGAAAAGUAGUGGAUGCAAGUGAAUCAGAUACUACUUAUUUUCACUUUACAAAUGCUUAGGCUUUACUGUUGGGACCAAGUGAGAAUGAGCUGUUUAGCUUCCUGUAGGAGCUUGGAAUUCUGUCUAAUGCAUGCACAAAGGUAGCCUUAUUUACAAUAAUCACCUGCCUGAAUAAUAGAGGGAUAAGGUGAGAAAUCAGGAGUAAUGCAGAGCAUGGAGGCUUAAAAUUUAACUCUGUAAGUGGUUCAUGCACCUUCAAGGUUCAAAGCCUUGUUUAGAAACACGUGCUGCAGUGAAAGUCAGGUUUGGUGCAAGUGCACAGACAGCUACACCAUGAACAUUUGGACCAGUAAUUCACUUGGGUGUAAGAAAAAUGUAUCAGUAGCAACCAGAAGUCCUGAAAAACCACUGAGGUCUGGUUAAAAGUACAGAGGUAAAUACAAGACCAAACAAGAUAAUCCUGGCUAAAAAAACAGUAAUAGAAUUUUUGGGAGCUCUUUUAUUGCCUUUUAGUCUAUACUGAUAUAUUAAAUAACUGUAAUAAGAUUAUGGCGAGUAAUGAACAUCCUGAAACUAUGCAGAAGAAAUACAAAGGUGAAAGAAGAAAAUGAGAAAUGGCUUGCAGCUAUCAGCCAUUCUUACAGAGGACACUAAAACAGAACUUAGUUUAGAGAUCAGGGGUGACAUAAUAGCAUGGCAUAAAUUUCAAUUUAAUGCUGUUUUUUGUUUAUGCUGAACUUCUCUGUUCAGCACAAAUCUUUCUCAGCAGUAUGUGUAUGUACACAUGCAUUUUGUCCUUCUUAUUUGUGUGUUACAACAGCAACUUUUUAAGCUGUGUUUUGUAGUAAAAUCUUCAUUCAGUGCUGAUUAAUUGAAAGCAGUGCGAUUGAAAUCUCA